Messenger RNA from Cicer arietinum (chickpea), 1749 nucleotides. Its product is annotated as cytochrome P450 709B1-like. The record is from RefSeq and is a predicted model, not a curated record. Gene Ontology annotation, molecular function: iron ion binding; heme binding; oxidoreductase activity, acting on paired donors, with incorporation or reduction of molecular oxygen. Lineage: Eukaryota; Viridiplantae; Streptophyta; Magnoliopsida; Fabales; Fabaceae.
UCCUAAAAAUCUAGCAGCGAUAUCUUUCUACUUUUUCUCUCUCUCUCUCUCUCUCACACACACAGACACAUAAAGAAAGAGAAAGACAAAAAAAAUGGGAUAUCUGAUUGGGGUUGCCAUGGUGAGUGUGAUCACUAUUAUGAUUGUAUCAAAGAUUUGGAGAAUAUUUGUAAUUCUGUUUUGGAGGCCAUAUGCACUGACUAGGCACUUCAGAAAGCAAGGAGUGUUGGGGCCACCUUACUCACUUGUUUAUGGUUCUCUCAAUGAUAUCAAAACAAUGAUGAAUGAUGAAAGGAAAAACAUCAUGGAUACACACUCACACGAUAUCACUCAAAGGGUUCUUCCUCACUAUCAAAUAUGGUCCUCCUUAUAUGGGGAGAGAUUUCUAUAUUGGUAUGGAACAGAACCAAGGAUUUGCAUAUCUGAUCCAGAGCUGGCCAAGGAAAUUUUAUCAAAUAAAUUUGGUUUCUAUUCAAAACCAAAACAAAGGCCUUCUAUAGUAACAAUGAUAGGACAAGGGAUAGUUCUAAUGGAAGGAUUGGAGUGGGUUAAGCGCAGAAGGAUACUCAAUCCUGCCUUCUCCAUGGAUAGACUCAAGGUUAUGAUAAGUAGAAUGGCAGAAUGUACCAUUUCCAUGGUAGAUGAGUGGAAAAAGCUAGCCAUUGAAGAGAAGAACAAAUCAAAGACAAUAGAAAUGUGUGAAGAAUUUCGAAAGCUAACAGCAGAUAUAAUCGCCCAUACUGCCUUUGGUAGCAGCUUUGCUCAUGGAAGGGAAACUUUUAAUGCACAAACUCUUCUUCAAAAGCAUUGUGUAGCUUCUAGUUCUGACGUUUUCAUUCCUGGCUCCCAAUAUUUUCCUAGUCAAACAAAUAUUGAGAUAUGGAAGCUUGAUAGGAAAAUGAAGAAAUCACUAGAAUGCAUUAUAGAAAGCAGGUUGCAGCAAUAUUCUGAAUCAGAUAAGUCUUAUGGAGAUGAUCUACUAGGAGUAAUGAUGGAUGCAGAAAAAACGGAUGGUGUUCUAAAGUUGAAGAUGAAUGAAAUAAUGGAAGAGUGCAAGACCUUUUUCUUUGCUGGUCAUGAAACCACUUCCAACUUACUUAUUUGGACUGUCUUUUUGUUGAGUUUGCACAGUGAUUGGCAACACAAACUCAGGCAAGAAAUCCUUCAGAUUUGUGGCAUGCAAAUUCCUGAUGCAGAUAUGCUUUCAAAGUUAAAAAUGGUGAAUAUGGUAUUGCUGGAAGCAUUAAGGUUGUACUGUCCAGCAAUAGAAAUAAUAAGAGUGGCUUCACAAGACAUGAAAUUAGGAGAUUUGAUGAUCCCAAGAGGAACAUGUCUCACAAUCCCAGUUAUAAUGAUUCAAAGGAAUGAAAAAUACUGGGGUGAAGAUGCAAAUGAGUUCAAUCCAAUUAGAUUCAUAAAUGGAGUCUCUAAGGCUGCAAAGCACCCAAAUGCUCUACUUGCAUUUUCAGUGGGUCCAAGAAAUUGCAUUGGUCAGAAUUUUGCUAUGUUGGAAGCUAAGACAGUGAUGGCUUUGAUUAUUCAAAGGUUUUCUUGGUCUCUUUCCCCUGAUUAUCAACAUGCACCUGCAAACAACCUCACUUUGCAGCCACAACAUGGCCUUCCUAUCAUUCUAAAACCAUUGCACUUGUAAUUCUUACCUUCUUUAGUGCUAUUUGUUCAGAUAAAAUUUAAUACUAUCUAUUUUCUAAAUAUAAAACUUCUUUCACUAAAUAAUGGGAAUUAAGAAAA